AUAUUGGAUUCACAAAGUGUCAAGGCGGUUUCCUCCUGGUUCGCCGGCUGCUGGGCGUUGUCUUUAGUGUCGUCCAUCACUUGCAACUUGUCUAAGAGCUGCGCUUCCAAAGUCGUGGUCAUUUUUGUCAGGUCUUCAAGCUCCGCAUGUUGUGUUUUUAUUUGGCCAACCAGGGCUGCAAAAGAAUCUGAUUCCAACUGUGACAUGCCAAUAGGUGGCAACUCUCUGCAAACAGCUGGACGACAAAGCCCACUUUUCGUUUUGCUUGUUAGUUUUUGUUUAUUUUCCCAUUUGUUCAAAAUGACGCUUGAUUUUGAUGGAAAUAAAAAGGACGACAAGCUGCUGAUCGCCACCAUCCAGCAGGAAUAUAAAAUUCUGGCAGAAUACAAAAUGAUUGAAUCAGAGAAGUUAAGUGGCUUAUAUGUGAUACCCAGCUAUGCGAAUUCAUUGCAGUGGUUCGGGGUCCUCUUUGGACGCCAAGGAUUAUAUGCUGGAGGCGUAUUCCGCUUCUCGAUUCUGCUGCCCGAUCGGUUUCCCGAAGACAAGAGCCUUCCGACCGUUAUAUUCCAGCAGAAUGUGCUGCACCCCCACGUGUGUCCGUACACCCACAGCCUGGACGUAAGUCACGCCUUUCCGGAGUGGCGCUGUGGCGAGGAUCACCUCUGGCAGCUGCUCAAGUACGUCCAAGCAAUUUUCGCCGACCCCGUGGAUAGUGUUCGCGGCAUUGAAGUGGACAAAGUUAAAAACAGCGAGGCUGCUCAGCUGCUGCUGACCGACAAAGACGAGUUCGCGACCCGCGUCCAGAGAAACAUUGAGGAGAGCAAGGAACACAUCUUUGACACCCCACCCACAGAGGAUCCGCACUACAUAGUAUUCGAAAAGUUCCAGCCGGAUCUGCACGGACCCGUUCUCGAGCGAAUAAAGGCUGGCAGGAGCAAGCAGGCGGAAACCUCCGCGCAACAGGCCAACGGAGGCCACACCACUGGUCUCUCCUGGGUGAAGGAGGGGGAGUUCAAGCCUCUCAGUAUUGAGUAGAAGCAAUUCGUCGGCCCUGUAAGUUCAAAACGUAGUACUAACGUUGUCUCAAUUUUACUCCAUUAAAGUUAUUCGAUUAUA
Molecule: messenger RNA, 1116 nt
Organism: Drosophila ficusphila
Lineage: Eukaryota; Metazoa; Arthropoda; Insecta; Diptera; Drosophilidae
Gene: peo
Product: protein crossbronx
Exons: 4
Coding region: 205-1035 (276 amino acids)
Source: RefSeq, a predicted model, not a curated record